This is a messenger RNA of Falco peregrinus (peregrine falcon), 1600 nucleotides long. RefSeq names its product cholecystokinin A receptor (gene CCKAR). Gene Ontology annotation, molecular function: neuropeptide receptor activity; cholecystokinin receptor activity. Gene Ontology annotation, cellular component: membrane. Gene Ontology annotation, biological process: neuropeptide signaling pathway. The coding region runs from base 1 to 1290 and encodes 429 amino acids. The record is from RefSeq and is a predicted model, not a curated record. The transcript has 5 exons. NCBI's taxonomy places the organism in Eukaryota, Metazoa, Chordata, Aves, Falconiformes, Falconidae.
AUGGAAAUAGUUGAUGUUAGCUUCCUUGGGAACGGUACGAAUAUUACUGCUUUCCUGUGUGAUAUCAUCUUUGAAAAUGACACUUUUUUCUGUGUGGAAGAACCACCUUAUCCUUCUAAAGAUUUGCAUCAGAUAAUUCGGGUUCUGCUGUAUUGCUUGAUAUUUCUGCUCAGCAUUUUGGGGAACAUUCUGGUAAUUACAGUGCUGAUAAGAAACAAGCGGAUGAGAACAGUCACCAACACAUUUCUGCUGUCACUAGCAGUCAGUGACCUGAUGCUCUGCCUUUUCUGCAUGCCAUUCACCCUCAUUCCCAACCUGCUGAAAGAUUUUAUUUUUGGUAGUGCUGUUUGCAAAACUGCCACUUAUUUCAUGGGUGUCUCUGUAAGUGUCUCUACAUUCAACCUGGUUGCCAUAUCUUUGGAGAGAUACAGUGCCAUUUGCAAACCUCUGCAGUCCAGGGUCUGGCAAACAAAAUCUCAUGCCUUGAAAGUGAUUGCUGCUACCUGGUGUGUUUCCUUUACUAUCAUGUCACCAUACCCAAUUUACAGCAAACUGGUACCUUUUACCAAGUAUAACAACACCACAGCAAAUAUGUGUCGGCUCCUUUGGCCAAGUGAUGUCAUUCAGCAGUCCUGGUACACUUUCCUGCUACUUAUACUCUUUCUUAUACCUGGGAUUAUAAUGAUGGUUGCCUAUGGCCUGAUUUCUUUGGAACUCUAUAGAGGAAUAAAAUUUGAUGCCAGCCAGAGAAAAUCUUCACAAGAAAGAAAAGUAAGUACCUGCAGCACCAAAUAUGAGGAUGGAGAUGGAUGCUACCUCAACAAAACCAAAAGAAAAAGGAAAAUGCCAUUGCAACAGCUCUCUGCUACUAGCCAUAGCAAAAUAGACAGGGUGAGAAGCAGCAGCUCUUCUGCCAACUUAAUGGCCAAGAAACUCGUCAUCCGUAUGUUGGUGGUGAUAGUGAUUUUGUUUUUCCUUUGCUGGACUCCCAUCUUCAGCGUGAACGCCUGGCGCGCGUUUGACACUGCCUCGGCAGACCAGCGUCUCUCAGGGGCUCCCAUCUCCUUUAUCCACUUGUUGUCCUACACUUCUGCCUGUGUGAACCCUAUCAUAUACUGCUUUAUGAACAAGCGUUUCCGCAUGGGUUUUCUAGCCACUUUCACCUGCUGCGCAAAGCAAAAGCCCCCUGCAAUACGGGGGGAGGUCGGUGAUGAAGAGGAGGGGAAGACAACAGGGGCUUCACUCUCCAAAUGUUCUUAUACGCACAUGAAUGCAUCUGCUCCUCCCUGAGCUGCAUCAGAAGAGGCAGUGAGUGGCCUACAGAAAUUCAAGUAUCUGUCACCUGGUCUUGGAAAGUGACUGAGGCAUCAGCUGAACAUGAUUUAGUUCUGAGGUAAUGAAACACUUCAGCUGACAGUACGGGAAAUGGAUCGCUGUCUGAGCUUUGUAUCACCUUCCCUUCAAAAGUACAAAGGGAGAAGAGGGCUCUUUGAAGAUAAGGGACUUUAUAAAAAGCCUUAGAAGAUGCUCUAUUUGUCAUAGAUUUGCCUGUAAAAAUUGGUGUCCUUUAUACCAACAGUUUUGUUGAGUUUUUGGCUGC